AUGUAUAUGGGAUUUCACUUAUCAGCUACCAUGAUAAAAAUAUCAUGAAAAACAAGGAUUGAAAUAAAAAAAAAAAAAAUUAACACACUUUCUUCACCAUGUUGGUGCUGAGUAAAUUUGGAUAAUUAUUUCUCAUUAUUUAUCAUUUUUAAGCUGCACAUAUUUAGACUCUGUUUAAUAGAUUUUUUGCUAUUUACUUUUUAUUUAUUUCCUCUUUUGCAAAAAAAAAAAAAUGUUUCUGACAAAUCGUCACCAAAGACAAAAUUCCUUCUUUUUAUGUUUUGUGGAAAACGACGCCGUUACCUGGUCUGAUGGAUAGAAUUGCACAGGUUUCUGUCUUCCGCGGCUCAAAUUCCCAAAUUCCAAAGUUCCUUAGCAGAGCCGAUUCAAUCGAUGUGUAGUGAAAGGCGUAUGGAUGUUUAAUCUCGUGGAUGGUUUUGGUAAUUGCUGCUUAUAGAGGAAUUUGAGGUUCAUAAGGAUUGGUUUUGGCAAUAAAAUCCUUUAUUCAAAAUGUCUUCGUGUGAGAAUGUACGACCAAGUGAAGUUGGGAGCCAAGGUCAUCAAAAUGCUCCUCCUGUUGUAAGUGAUGGCCGCUCAAAACCCGAUGAUGGUGUGGAGGAGAUUGAGGAAGAAGUGGAGGAUGAGGAGGAUGAAGAGGAAGAUGUAGAUUUCAAUCCCUUUUUGAAGGAAACACCUUCUCCAGAAGCUUCUUCUAGUUUGAGCUCUGAAAUCGAGGGUUUAGAUGUUGAUGUUGUUGAUAGUAGAGCAAAUACGCAUGUUACUGCUGAUGUCAAUUCAUCAAAGAUUAAUACUAAGUUGCAAAAUUGUGAAGUUGGAGAUACUGAACAUUGUGAUGAGGAAACUGUGAUGCAAAGUACUGCCUCCCCUGAAGUGCAAAAUACUGAUUCAAGGAAACAUAAUAAGAGGAAGCCUGGAUCUGGUUCUCAAUCAGAAAGAGAAAAGGAAAGUCAGUUGAGCAGUGUAAAAAAUAGUAUGGUAGGAGAUUUGAGUAAUGCUACACAUUUCCGGAAGCCUGUAAUGCAUUUGGAUGAUGCCGAAGAUGAUGCUAUCUGCAGGCGUACGAGGGCUCGCUAUUCGCUUGCCAGUUUCACUCUUGAUGAACUCGAGGCUUUUCUUCAGGAAACAGAUGAUGAGGAUGAUGUUCAAAAUGUUGAUAUUGAUGAUGAAGAGGAGUAUAGGAAAUUUCUUGCGGCUGUUUUGCAAGGGGGGGAUGGUGAUCACCAAUCAACUCAGGAAAAUGAAAAUUUUGAUGAUGAAGAUGAGGACAAUGACGUGGAUUUUGAAAUAGAACUUGAAGAGGCACUUGAGAGGGAUUAUGAUGAAGCUACAGUGGAAAAGACACUGGCAGAGGAAACUCAAAGAGCUGGACGGCGGCCAGAGACAAGGCAGAAUAGACGGCAAAAAGCUUCUGCCCAAUAUGAAAGAAAACUUAUAGAGCAGACUAAGAGGCCAUUGUGUCCCCUCGUACCAAUCUUGCCUAAUGGGCCUUUUGCACCCAUACCUACUCAUAAUGGGAAAACCUGGAUGCCUGAAUUUUACCAGAGUUGUGUGCCCUCAGCAGCAGAUGGUUUCAUCAAUGGAUUUACUCCAUAUCAAAUAGGCCAGUUGCAUUGCUUGAUACAUGAGCAUGUACAACUUCUUAUUCAAAUAUUUUCUCUUUGUGCACUUGAUCAUUCUCGGCAGCAUAUUGCAUCUCAAAUUCAGGGAUUGAUUCUCGAGAUGCUUCACAAACGAGAUGAGGCAAUAGCUUGUAAAAGAAAGCCAUAUCCUGAUACUUGCUUCAGGCCUCCUUAUGUCUCUUCAUCAGUGCCAAAUGAGGUCCCUCUUUUGUGCCCCAUGCAGAGCACCUCUAAAACAUCUACACUUAAUGCUGAUGGAGUCUGCUUUUCCCCAAACACUGAUAUGCCUGAUUCUCAAAAUAUUUCCAGUCCUAGAAGAAGAUAUGAACACGUCUCUAAUGGACAAUUGUGCUCUUCCUGGGUGCCUUUUUUAAGCAGCCCAGUAAUGUCCAUUCUUGAUGUUGCUCCACUUAAUUUAGUUGGGAGAUACAUUGAUGAUGUUUAUUCUGCUAUCCAGGAGCAUCGGCAUCGACACUUGGAGAAUAGUUGUGCUACUCAAUAUGAAAAGGAGCCUCUUUUCCCUCAUCCUUGUUUUCCAUCUAUGGUGGAAGCUAAUAAUGAAGCAUUAAGAGGCAGUGCUCUACCGGCUGGCUGUACAGUGCCAUCGUCAGUCUAUCAGCCUCCACCUAAGAAAACAUUGGCUGCUACACUUGUUGAGAAAACCAAAAAGCAGUCUGUUGCUGUAGUCCCUAAGGAAAUUGCCAAGUUAGCACAGAGAUUUUUUCCUUUGUUCAAUCCUGCUUUAUUUCCACAUAAGCCACCUCCUGUGGCAGUUGCAAAUCGGGUUCUUUUUACAGAUGCAGAGGAUGAAUUACUGGCUUUGGGCUUAAUGAAAUAUAAUUCAGAUUGGAAAGCGAUUCAGCAUCAUUUUCUUCCUUGCAAAUCUAAGCAUCAGAUUUUUGUCAGGCAAAAAAAUCGCUGCUCAUCUAAAGCGCCAGAAAAUCCCAUAAAGGCAGUCCGGAGAAUGAAAGCCUCUCCUUUGACUGCGGAAGAGAUGCGAGGUAUUCAGGAGGGGCUCAAGGUUUUUAAACUUGACUGGAUGUCCGUCUGGAAAUUUAUUGUCCCUCACAGGGAUCCAUCCUUACUUCCCCGGCAAUGGCGCAUAGCCCUUGGAACUCAGAGGUCAUAUAAACAAGAUGCAGCCAAGAAAGAGAAGCGGCGGCUAUAUGAAUCAGAAAGACGAAAGCGUAAAGCUGCCGAGUUGACAAAUCGGCAACAUGCACCCAAUAAAGAGGACUGUCAAGCUGAAUAUACUGGUGUAGAGAAUUGCAGUGGAGAUGAUGACAUGGAUAAUGCAGACGAGUCUUAUGUUCAUGAGGGAUUUUUAGCUGAUUGGAGGCCAGGUGCUUCCAAGCUCAUUUCAUCUGAAAGUCCUUGCACAAACAUUAGAGGCAAGAACCUUCCUAAUAUGUCAAGUGAAGAGGGUGCUCAUGUCAGAGAACAAUCAAAUAGCUGUAUGUCUGCAGUUGUUCAGCCCUUGACCGGCCAUAUGCAGGGAUCUCCACAUGUGUUGAACCAUCCCCAGCAUCCUUACACCUUUUCUCAUUGUGCAUCCAGUGCAUUGCAGCCAACCCAUCAAGUUCCUAAUAUGAUAUUAAAUACCUCCAAAUCUCAAAUAUGUUUACGACCAUAUCGAUCUCGUAAAUCCAACAAUCUACGUGUAGUGAAAUUGGCGCCAGACUUGCCCCCAGUGAAUCUUCCACCAACUGUUCGUGUAAUCUCAGAGUCAGCUUUGAAAAUCAAUCAAUGUGGGGCAUACACCAAGGUAUCUGCAACCGGAGAUGUUGUUGAUGUUGGAAUUGGAAAUAUGGUUUCUCCAUAUUCUCAUCUUGCUAUGUCAUCAUUGAUGAAUAAAAGAGAUAAAAGCAAUCCAACAAGAGAAAAUGUCACAAAUUCACGCUCAGAAGUUGUCAAGGACAAAAGUGUUGCAGAAGAAAGAAGUAGUCAUACGGAUCUUCAGAUGCAUCCUUUGCUGUUCCAGGCCCCUGAAGAUGGACAAGUGCCAUAUUAUCCAUUGAAUUGUGGAACUGGUUCAUCCAGCUCUUUCAGUUUCUUUUCUGGGAAUCAACCCCAACUAAACCUAAGUCUCUUUUACAAUCCCCAGCAAGCCAACCAUGCUGUUGAUAGUUUGACCAAAUAUGUGAAGAGGAAGGAAUCCAUUUCAGCAUCAUGUGGCAUUGACUUCCACCCGCUUCUGCAAAGAACUGAUGAUACAAAUAGUGAACUAGUGACUGCAUGCUCAACUGCUUCUCCAUCUCUUGGUUUGGAUGGCAAAUCUGCUACACCCUGUAAUCCUUCCAAUUCUGUCCAGAUGAAGUCAGUAGUCCAUUGCAGCCCAUGUGCCACCAGAUCUAGACCCUCUAGUCCUAAUGAGAAGUCCAACGAGCUAGACUUGGAGAUCCAUCUCAGUUCUUCAUCUACUAAAGAGAAUGCAGCAAUAAGUAGGGAUGCGACUGCACAUUCUAAAAACUCAUCAGUUAGUUUACUAAAUUCUCAAAAUGCAACCGAAACGCAAGACGCUUUCCAUUCAUCAGGCAACAAGUUUGUUUCUGGUGCCCAUGCAUCUAGUGUAUCAAGCAAAAUCAUUGGCAGAUACAUUGAUGAUCCAAGUGACCAGUCUCAUCCGGAGAUCGUGAUGGAAAAGGAAGAGUUAAGUGACUCAGAUGAAGAGAUUGAAGAACAUGUGGAGUUUGAGUGUGAGGAAAUGGCUGAUUCUGAAGGAGAAGAAGGUUCAGGCUGUGAGCAAGUUUCUGAGAUGCAAGAUAAGGAGGCCCAAGGUUCUACAACACAAGAAAUUGUGACAGACGAAGAUUGUAACAAUCAGGAAUGCGAAUUAAGCACCCACGGUAACUCACAGGGCAAUGUUUGUGUGCCUGAAAGGGGAAACCCGCCUUUCUUGAAGCUGGGUUUGACAUGUCCAAAGAAGGAUGCAAGCAGUUGCUGGCUGAGCUUGGAUUCAUCUGCAUCAGGCCGUACUUCACGCUCCAAAUCUAAGAAUGAAGCGAGUACAAUGAGCAAAAGCCCUCCGACUAAAACUUUGGCUCCAUAUCGUCUCAGCAGACCUUUGAAGCAGGCAACACCAAUCACAAGAAAAGUUACGGUGCAGGAGCAUGCUAUAAACAUGCCAGAACAACUCAGCUUGGGUCCUCUUUCUGUUCCUACAUUGAGGAAACCAAGAAAGCGUACAUGUCGGGCUAAUGCAAUCGCACAAGCUGGUUCGAGUUUAGGGAACCCAAAAAAAGAUGCUAAAGACAGUGGUUAGUUAACUACACAUUCAUUGUUGGUGAAUGGUGAUCAAUCUAAAGGGUUUCCUUAUAUUCCUUGGAUGCUGCCAACCCAAUUUGGACAUGAGAAACUUAAGUGGAAACUCAAAUAAGCGAAAAAGAGAGAUAAUCGACCCUCCUUCCUCAAGCAAGUUUUGGAGUUAGUGUUUUCAUACGACUGUUGACAUGGCUGGGAGGAGGGUCUUCUUCCAGAUUUUGCACCUCCACUGUCUUAAAUCUUGCUGUAAAUUGUACAGUUAUUAUGCAAUGGCGUGAGCAUCAAGUGUCCGUUUGUCAAUGCUCUUGUACACAAACUUUGCUUUGUAUUUAUUAGGGACGAUUUCAAUUCAUUGAAAUGAGAUAUCCUUUAUUCCCCUUCUUCAUGGGUAUAA
This is a messenger RNA of Durio zibethinus, 5295 nucleotides long. RefSeq lists its product as uncharacterized. Gene Ontology annotation, cellular component: nucleus. The record is from RefSeq and is a predicted model, not a curated record. Gene Ontology annotation, molecular function: transcription coregulator activity. NCBI's taxonomy places the organism in Eukaryota, Viridiplantae, Streptophyta, Magnoliopsida, Malvales, Malvaceae. Gene Ontology annotation, biological process: regulation of DNA-templated transcription.